ACCGAGCACGUCCCGAGUCCUACAUUUCCCAUGAUGCAUCUCGCCGCGGAUGCGGAACUACGUCAUCACCCGUGACCUUGGUCCUCUUCUUCACUUGGUUUUGUAGCAGGCAAAGAGGACGAGCAUGGCGAAUAAAGACCCUGGAAACUUUCUGCAGCAGCUGCGACAGAUCGCGGCCAGGAUGUCGACGGGGCCGCGGGGCGCAGGGACCGGACUCAAGCUCCUGGUCGGGGCGGCAGCUCUGGCCUACGGCGUGAAGGAGGCCACCUACACAGUGGAGGGAGGACAGAGGGCGAUCAUCUUUAACCGGAUCGGGGGGAUGCAGAUGGACACCGUCCUCUCUGAAGGACUCCACUUCAGGAUACCCUGGUUCCAGUACCCCAUCAUCUACGACAUCAGAGCCAGACCCAGGAAGAUCUCCUCCCUCACUGGAAGCAAAGGUCAGAACCAGAACCAGAACCAGAACCAGAACCAGGACCAGAACCAGAACCAGAACCUCUUGUGGUCUCUGCAGGUCUCCCUGUUGAUCCGCAGGGAGCUUUUUGAACGAGCCAAAGACUUUAACAUCAUCCUGGACGACGUUGCCAUCACCGAGCUCAGCUUCAGCCGAGAGUACACGGCAGCUGUGGAGGCCAAGCAAGUCGCCCAGCAGGAGGCGCAAAGGGCUCAGUUCUACGUGGAAAAGGCCAAACAGGACCAGAGGCAGAAGAUCAUCCAGGCUGAAGGAGAAGCUGAAGCUGCAAAGAUGCUGGGUCAGGCCGUGACCAAGAACCCUGGAUACCUGAAGCUGAGGAAGAUCCGGGCGGCACAGAACAUCGCCAAGACGGUGGCGCAGUCCCAGAACAAAGUUUACCUGAGUGCAGACAACCUGGUCCUCAACCUACAGGACAGUCAGAGCUUCAAUUUGUCGGCGUUGAAGUAAGAAGCUCGUGUCAUGGAUCAGAGCAGCGCUGAUGACGAAGAAGAAGAAGAAGAAGAAGAAGAAGCUCCUCCUCCUGUGUUGAAGUUAAACGUUGACGUCACAUUCAAAGACAAACGGACGAUUAGAUGAAGCAGCGACGCUUUCAAAGCUCAAACGUUCAUUAGCUUCUCGUGUUCAGAUCCAGCAUCAAGUUCAGUUUAAAUAAUCAGGACCAAAUAAUAAACGACUAAAUAAGAGGAAUAAUAAUAAGUCUGAUCCGGUCUGGUCCGGUCCGGUCUGAUCCAGUCCGGUCCGGUCUGAUCCAGUCCGGUCCGGUCUGAUCCAGUCCGGUCUGGUCUGUUCUGGUCUGGUCUGUUCUGGUCCGGUCCAGGUCAGAGAUAAACUCUCGUCAUAUUUAUGUCCUUUCACCUGAACUAUUAAAGCUGCGUCUACAUCACAGCAA
Mugil cephalus (flathead mullet) is the source of this 1364-nucleotide messenger RNA. Its product is annotated as prohibitin-2-like. The coding region runs from base 125 to 922 and encodes 265 amino acids. Gene Ontology annotation, cellular component: membrane; mitochondrion. Gene Ontology annotation, biological process: mitochondrion organization. The transcript is spliced from 9 exons. The record is from RefSeq and is a predicted model, not a curated record. Lineage: Eukaryota; Metazoa; Chordata; Actinopteri; Mugiliformes; Mugilidae.